GGUGGAAGUUCUCAUAACUGAGCAGCAGCCCGAAAGAGACGCCAGUCCCGCUCUAACUGUUGACGGAGGAAGGCUACUCGGCUCUGCGUCUGGGCUUCUGUGAGACUCCCGUUUCAAUCCUUGAAAUUUGAAAUUGAAAGGCGACAAUUUACAGACGAAAAGAAAUCUGUAUCAAUACUAGGAUCGUUUCAAGGAAGUCCUCCUACUUGCGUGAACGCUAUUAAGAUGGCGCUGCAGGGGCCGACACGCCAAUUGCCGGAGGUGGUGGUACUUCCAAGGCUGUUCGAAAUGACGGUAUUGACUUGCCCGACGGCGCCGGCUGUUAAGGAUGUUCGACAAAACGUUUGGCUCUCCUACUAUCACCUGAACCAGAGAGCAAAUGCGCUAGCCAGAUGUUUGCUUCGGCGUCUGAGAGGGACUGCGGUGUCCAAUCCCGAUGGCGAUCGUAUCGUGGCCAUCUGUAUGGCACCGACGUCACAUCUGGUUACUUGUCUGCUAGCAAUACAUAAGGCUGGCGCUGCGUAUCUUCCUCUAGACGUGACUUUCCCUGAAUCCCGUGUGGCUCACAUCUUGCAAGACGCCCGCCCUGCCCUCCUCCUCGCCCACGGCCGACCCAGAGCCGUCCAGGCGGCUCAAGCAGCCCUACAGCUCGACAACAACGUGCCAGUGCUGCACUUGGAGGACCUCCACACCGAGAUGGAGAGCGAGAACGACGAAGAGUUGAAUGUACGCGAAGUAGGACUGACGGUGAACGGGUCUUCCAUUGCCAUGAUACUGUACACUUCGGGGUCAACGGGGGUUCCGAAAGGAGUUCGCUUGUCACACAGAGCAGCCCUUAAUCGCCUGGCCUGGCAGUGGCAGACAUUCGCUUAUCAAAAGGAUGAGGUAUGCUGUUUCAAGACGGCUCUUACUUUCGUGGACUCCAUCAGCGAAAUAUUUGGGCCUCUUCUCUCUGGUCGUCCGCUAGUUAUUAUUCCCAAGGCAGUAACUCAGGCGGUGGAUGAACUGGUCAAUGUACUUGAAAGGGAAAGCGUGGGAAGACUAGUGUUGGUACCAACUCUCCUUCGUUCCAUAAUACUCUACUGCUCUGAACCAAAGGCUCCUAAACUCAAGAAUCUCCGGCUAUGGGUGUGCUCGGGCGAAGUGUUUCCUCCGGACCUACUGACUGCUUUCUUCGCCGCCUUCGCCGACGGUCAGACAAUCUGCAACUUUUAUGGAUCAACAGAAGUCCUUGGAGAUGUCACAGCCAUUCAAUUUCAAAGAAUUGAAGACUCAGUCAUUGAAAUGAUUGACAAGAAAGUGCCCAUUGGUUUCCCCAUCGCAAAUUGCCGAAUCUACCUCCUAAACGGUGAUGGCAACCCAGUUUCAGAGGGACAGAUUGGGGAAAUUUUCGCAGCAGGUCUUAAUCUCUCCAGUGGAUACGUGGGUGGGGCUCAGCAGGACAAAUUUGUCAGCAACACACUCUCGCAAGAUCCAGAUUACAAGGUACUGUAUCGUACGGGUGACUUCGGGCGAGUGGUGGGUGGCAAAUUAUUUUACGAGGGACGCACUGACUCACAGGUCAAGGUCAGAGGGCAUCGUGUUGACCUUAGUGAAAUCGAGGCGGCGCUACAGAAAUUGGAGGAAGUUGAUAAGGUGUAUAUCCUUGUCUAUAAACCUGGGGAAUUUAACCAGGCUCUCGUCGCCUUCUACACGAGUAACGACGAAGGAAUGAUGCCAGAGAAAAUAGCGCUGAAAUUAGCUAGUCUUCUCCAGCCAUACAUGCAGCCCCAAUUGGUUUAUCUGGAUGAUCUGCCUCUUCUUGUCAAUGGCAAAGUGGACCGUCAGACCUUACUGAAGAUGUAUGAAAACCAAUCUGAAGGAGAGACAGAAGACUUGCUUAUCGACCUUACAGGGGUCGAGCCGGAAAGGCAGGCCGCAGCGCGAGUACUUUUGUUGACUGUUGGGCGUGUAGUGGGAGCGUCAGUGACCAAGGGUUCUCCUUUGUCCAUUAAAGACAGCUUCUUCGAGGUCGGAGGGAAUUCCCUUAACUCGGUGCUGACUGUAACGAGCCUACAGGAUCGCGGCUACCAUAUUGGUAUAGGAGAGUUCCUAAAGGCUUCGACAUUGGGAGAAGUGUUGAAUCACAUGCAACAGUUCGAGGUAGAAGAAGAUGUUUCUGAAGGCAACAUUUGCCCCAAAGUUAAGGAUGUACAAGAGUACGAAUGUCUUCCUCUUGACUUUUCACACAAGGAAGUCGUUUUCAGCCUGAUCAGCGAGAGCUUCGCCAAGAAAGGAGACCUAGAGAUGUGGCUGCAUACUGAGCCUUGGGAGUAUCAACAACUUCUCGAACCCCUUUUCCCUACCCUAGUAGAGAAAGACCUAAGUUUCGUGGUGAUGCGGCAGGGAACAGAAGAGGUGGUUGCUGUUGCCUUAAACUUUGACCUUCACGACGAACCUGUAGUAGAGGACAUCUCACCGAAGCUCACCUACGUCCUUGGCUUUCUUGAAGAAUGUGAAGCUCCACAACGGAGCAAGUUACCUCAGGGAAUCGGUAACGUCAUCCAUAGUUUCAUGAUGGGCACAUUACUAGAACUGGGACCAGUUGAAAAUGUGGUGCUGAUUCAGAUCAUGGAGAAGGAGAACCUAAGCCUCGCCAAGAAAAGAGGUUACAAUGCUGUUUUUACCACCAAUACAUCUGGGCUUACUCAGCAAGUGUGCGAUGACCUGCUUUCAUACAAAGUACUUGCAGACUACCAGGUUAACCUGUGGGUAGCUCCAGAUGGAACGAAACCCUUCAAAGAUGCUCCGAACACUCAACGAACUGUUACUACCGUGAAGUAUAUAUAAGAUGUGCCUUAUUCUACACAUCGUGUGGAAAAUAUGAUGGAGAAAUGAGUUGCAUGCCUACUCAUAUUAUAUUGUCAACUAUAGCAAUAUUGUAGUGCCUUUGUACAUCACCAUAUAAUAUGUAUGAGCGAAUUAUGCAUAUAUUGCGUCUAAAUGAAUUAAAAGAAGCAAUAAAAUAUCUAUCAUCCCUUCUCCUUUUCAAUCAGUAUAUAUGUUUUUUAAAUUUAUGCUAAAUAUAUUAUCUUUGUAUCUAGUUGC
Messenger RNA from Penaeus chinensis, 3087 nucleotides. RefSeq names its product mycosubtilin synthase subunit C-like (gene e). NCBI's taxonomy places the organism in Eukaryota, Metazoa, Arthropoda, Malacostraca, Decapoda, Penaeidae. The transcript is spliced from 21 exons. The record is from RefSeq and is a predicted model, not a curated record. Bases 226 to 2829 code for a protein of 867 amino acids.